This is a messenger RNA of Thamnophis sirtalis, 2295 nucleotides long. Lineage: Eukaryota; Metazoa; Chordata; Lepidosauria; Squamata; Natricidae. The record is from RefSeq and is a predicted model, not a curated record.
AAGAGGCCACGGAGGACUUCUACGUCUUGAAGGACGAAGCCUUGGAGAAGCUGGAGGACCUGAAGGAGCACAAGGAGAAGCUGCUGAACGGGGAGCCGGUGAGGGCGAAGCUGGAUCGCCAGCUCCAAAUUUUCAAGCCUUCCCCCGAAGCGUCUCACUUCGAGCUGCCGAGCGACUUCUUCAACCUCACCGCGGAGGAGCUGAGGCGGGAGCAGAGGCUGCGGACAGACGCAGUUGAGAAGGCUUCCAUGCUGAGGACGAAAGCCAUGCGGGAGAAGGAGGAGCAGCGGGAGCUGAAACGAUACAACUACACCCUCCUGCGCAUUCGCUUCCCUGACGGUUACAUCCUGCAAGUGGCCCCCGGGGGCCACAAACUGACCGACGAGAACUUGGCGCUCAACGAAAGCGGGCUGGUGCCCUCGGCGCUUCUGACCUUCAUUUGGGACGCCGAGGUCAUGGAGGACAUCCGAGCCUCCCGGAGCGAGCACAUGGGAAGCGUGCUGAAGCCCGACCUGCUGCUCACGGUGCAGAUGCUCUGAAAAUAAAGGCGCGAUGGGGUUGGAUCCGGUUCCGUCCUGUGUGGUCCCCGACUCUUCCGAAGCCAGCCUCUUGACUUUUCCCUGCUUCCUGCCCACUAGAGCCACAGACGUGACUUUUUUCCAGCUGGCAAGAGGGGCAAGCUGCCAGCAGAGCAGCUCAUGCAGCUUCCCCCAGCCCCCACCCCUUGAGCUUGGCACGUGGAGCUGUCAAUCAUGGGAGGAUAUUUUUCCAAGCGUUGCUUCUUCUAUUUUUUUUUUGUUUUAAGUUUCAUCAGUCCCUGUUUUUACUGAUCUUUUUCUCGCUUUGAAGCACCUUUGGGGUGGGAAAAGAUCAACGCCGCGGGAAGAGGUCUGCCAAAAACAGAUUUCCCCGGUUCCUUCCGGCCACUGUUGCUUCAACGAACACUUUGUUCCCCGGGGGAUACACGGCCCGCAGGAGGUCCCGAAUCACGUCGAAUUGUUUAUUAUUAUUAUUAUUAUUAUUAUUUUAGGUCGUAGAUAAGUUAAGCUUUAUGGGGAGAUGAAGGAGCGUACGCAUAUACACUACUGUAGCCGCUGGGCGUGUGGCUGCUGCUGUUAAGUUGUAGGUUAUGGGAAAGACUUCUGAAGAAUCCGAUCCCAUGGUUUAUUUUAUUUUAUUUCGGGGAAGGAAUUGUUGCAAGAAAUGCACCUUUAUAAAAAUGCCAUAUUUGGGGGCAUGGGACGCCUCAGGGGGUGUGAGACGAUCCCUCCUUGGGGCAGUGUAUCUGUUUUGAAGCUCUCUGCCCCGCUUUCGUGGACUUGCUAAGUUUCUGCCUGCCUCCUCUGUUCGUUUUCCAGGAGGAACGAGAAAUGCUGCUUUACAUUUUUUUGCUUGAUGUUACUGGAGAGGGCAGGGCAAGCAAGAUAAAAACGUGGAGCCACAGAGCCCCCACCCCAUUUUUGCAGUCUGGGGUUAACCAUUUUUGGUUUUGGAGGUGUCUCCACUCUCAACGGAGGCGACAGCGGGGAGCUAAAAUGCCACUGUUAACUAUGUACAAAAGAUACGCUUCAAAAGGUAUUUCCCCCCCUCUUAUCAUCCCAUGUUUUGUGGAAUCUCUUUAAAUUGGAAGCAGGAGUUUGAAAAACCCACCGAAAUGUCACUUUUCUUUCCACCUCCCCACCCCUCCUAAAACAAAAUUCCGUAUUUUUAUUUUUCUUCCAGGAAGGCUCUGGAUUUAAGUGAUGUAUCUCCCCCCCCCAAAAAAAAGCAGAUUCAUAACCAAAGUGUGAGGUAUAAAAACUGUACCAUGAAUCCUGUUUUGAUUAUGUUUAAAAGAAAGGCAGCUGUUUAAAAUGUUUGCUUGGUUCUGUGUUUGGGGAGGGGUGAUUAAUUAUCUAAUGGCCGUAGGGACUAGCCCCUAGGAGGUGGACCAGAUACUGCAUGGGCCAAAAGAGUUGCAGACACACACACACACACACACACAUGGAAUAGAGACUUAGCUUCUUUUAAUAGCAUAGGGCUGGUGCGUCUGGUGUGCCGGAAGUCUUAACGAUUGGCCCUUUCUGAGUCCCCUUUGGGGGAAAAGGGGAGCAUAGAAAUUUAAUAAAUCUAGUCUAAAUCUAAUCUAGCAGCAUCUUUACAAGGUAGUUCUUGAUCUGAAUUCCUGGAGCGGCCUAAAUCAUAAGCUGGAUCGGCAGGGCUGGCUGGGGAAUUCUGGGAGUUGAAGUCCACAGGUCUGCAAAGUUGUCAAGAUUGGGAAACAUUGGCUAAAGUUCUCUUGUCUUGAAAUCUCAA